UCCGGUUCAAGGACAACAAGUGCACGUUUUCAUAUUAGAUUAUCAGUGAUCAGCAAAAAUAUUUGCUGUUAAAAUGGGGGAUAUGAGCGAAACCAGGAAUGCAUUUUUGUGGUGCAUGUCAGUCAUAUACCUGUUUGCCUUUUCAUCGCUCUAUGUGCAAAUACCAGGCUUGUAUGGCGAUAAUGGAAUACUGCCUGCUCGUUUGGUUUUGAACACAGAGGCGAACUCAUGGCACGAGUUGUUGGAGGGCCAGCCCACCCUCCUGAAGCUGACCCCCAAGCUGGGCCUGAACAUACAGAGCGGGAUGGACCUGCUGUGUCUCGGGGGCAUCCUCGUCUCCUUCUUCUGCAUGGUGUCGCGACGCAUGCGCGACGUCGUGUCCUUCACCUUGCUGUGGAUGUUCUACCUCUCCCUGUACCAGGUUGGCCAGACCUUCCUGUGGUUUCAGUGGGACAUCCUGUUGCUUGAGGCUGGCUUCCUCACCAUUAUCGUGGCGCCAUUCAACUUCCAACUGUUCCGAUCUCGGAGCCCCCCACAACACCAGCACGACUCCAUCACCAUGUGGCUCCUCAAGUGGCUCCUCUUCCGCCUCAUGUUUGCCUCAGGCAUCGUCAAGCUCACCAGUCAAUGCCCCACCUGGUGGGGACUCACUGCCUUGAAUCAUCAUUUUGAAUCCCAGUGUAUUCCUACACCCCUUGCUUGGUAUUGGCAUCAGUUUCCAACAUGGCUCCUGAAGCUGAGUGUCGUAUCAACGUUUGUCAUCGAGAUCGCUGUACCCUUCCUCUUCUUUGCACCAGUCAGGUCUCUCCGUGUCGUCGCCUUUUACGCUCAGGUGCUACUGCAGGUGUUGAUCAUCGCCACGGGCAACUACAACUUCUUCAACCUCCUCACCAUCGUCUUGUGCAUCUCCCUCGUCGAUGACCAUGUUCUUGGCAGACGGAAAUCUGCCCGUCGACGUAGAUCCUUCCUGUGGAAUGGUCUGGGCUUUGUGUCCAACUUCAUUGUGCCUGUGCUGGUGUACGGCUACAUCGGCUACUACACCUACAACCUCUUCGACCUCAAGGUUCAGCCCGACUACACCAUACAGUCCAAGACAUCUUUCAAGUCCUCGGACCUGAACCGCUGGCUGGAGUGGGUGAUGCCGUACACUAUAUACGUUGGAGCUAUUUCUUUAGCUUUUGAAAUAUUCCUGUCAAUACUCAGGUCUUCCGUAGAAGAGAAAGGAUUCUUCAGGAAAAACCUUGCUACUAUUCAGUGUGUCCUGUUUGGCGCUGUAGCAGCGGGAAUGUUUGCCAUCAGUCUGGUGCCCCACACAGUUAUUGAAGGCAAGUCUCACAGGUCCCUGUGGCCGGCCGUCAGACAGUGGCACAACAGACUGGAGUCCUUCCAGAUCACCAGCUCCUAUGGACUCUUUAGAAGGAUGACGGGAGUGGAAGGUCGCCCCGAGGUGAUCAUUGAAGGAAGUAACAAGAAAGACGGUGUUUGGAAAGAGUACGAGUUCCUCUAUAAACCAGGCGAUAUCUCUCUCCGACCCCCGAUUGUAGCACCCCAUCAGCCCCGACUUGACUGGCAGAUGUGGUUCGCCGCCCUCGGCAACUACCAACACAACCCGUGGUUCGUCAACCUCGUCUACCGCCUGCUUAACAACCAGAAAGAAGUCCUUCAGCUGUUGAAAAGGAACCCCUUCCCUGGCAAACCUCCAAAGUACAUCCGUGCAACACUGUAUCACUACUACUACACCUCCAGCAGCAAGAAAAAUGACAGAUUUUCCACCAAGAACUGGUGGCUGAGGAAAAAGAAGGCUGAAUACCUCCCAGUGAUGCAUGUAGAGGACCAACAGCUGAUGAAAUACAUCAAACAGAGAGGACUCUCCGAGCCAGUACCCAAGGUGAUGAAGAAGGGCUAUGUGAGGGAGGCAAUCACGUGGAUACGGAAUAUGAUCGGCCAGCCGGAGGGGUUUACAUUUGUCGUGUCUGUGUUUGGAUCGGGUCUUGUUGUAAACAUGCUCAACUGCUACCUGUUCUAAUGAUACAUGAUACUCAGUUAGGGCUGAUAACCAAGUUAUCACAGCCCUGACAAAGGAUACAGUGUAUUUCUCACGUCACUGUCACUCGGAGUUGGAUUCAUUGUGUCAGUGCCUGUUACUGAGUAGUGGUGGGACGAUGCACCGAUACAUCGGUGGAUCGUGAUUAUUUACUUCUCGAUACAAGUAUCGAUCACAGUCACACACUAAGUAAAAAAAUAUAGAUUAUGACCUUAAAUGUUUGAUUUAAUAACUGUUCCACUAAACACUAAUCAGUAGUGCAAGUUAAUAGUGAAAACAAAUAUUUUCAUCCAUUGCGCCAUACUUGACUUUGUCAACUGUAAAUCAUCAGUGUGCUAGGUAUUUGAAUAUCUUGUCUAUGAAAAAGAUGGUUUACGCACCACAGAAAGAGCACAUGCAAGUAUCAUGAUACAUAUUGGAUCGUGAAUAAGGUAUCGUGAUACAUUUUGGAUCGCACAGAUGGUGUAUCGUCCCAGCUCUAGUACGGAGCCAGUAUGACCCGAAGUAGAGAUUCUGGUGUUCGUGGUGAAUACCGAUGUAAGGCAGCCUGGUGUUUGGCUAACCAGCCUCUGAUAGUGCAGUCCUCAUUCAAGAUUCAAGACUUCAUAAGCUCCAACAUCAACCUCUAACAUCAGAUACUGUGUAGGAUAAUACUUUAGUUCCCAGGUUCUAUCUCAUAGCGGAUGGUCACAGUGUUUGAAAUAAUCUUAAAACCAAAGACAGUCGGACAGGUGACCCAUAAGUGUUGCCAGCCCAUCUUCAAAGUUACCUACCCGGAUUCAGACAGCUUAAGAAUGGAAAAAUCGGGGAAAAAUAAGAGACAAAUCACGUCUUGAUUCAGUUGAAAUAAUAAACAAUUACUUGAGAAUCUACACGAAGUUAUAAUAAAACUGAAAACAUAAA
Messenger RNA from Haliotis rufescens (red abalone), 2947 nucleotides. Its product is annotated as lipase maturation factor 2-like. Gene Ontology annotation, biological process: protein maturation. The transcript has 16 exons. Lineage: Eukaryota; Metazoa; Mollusca; Gastropoda; Lepetellida; Haliotidae. The coding region runs from base 74 to 2026 and encodes 650 amino acids. Gene Ontology annotation, cellular component: endoplasmic reticulum membrane. The record is from RefSeq and is a predicted model, not a curated record.